Messenger RNA from Toxorhynchites rutilus septentrionalis, 2535 nucleotides. RefSeq lists its product as uncharacterized. The record is from RefSeq and is a predicted model, not a curated record. Bases 1 to 2535 code for a protein of 844 amino acids. Gene Ontology annotation, biological process: DNA integration. Lineage: Eukaryota; Metazoa; Arthropoda; Insecta; Diptera; Culicidae. Gene Ontology annotation, molecular function: nucleic acid binding. The transcript has 5 exons.
AUGACACGCAAGGUGAUAAAACUCCACGCGAAGGCGUACGGAAACAACAACUUGCAAGUCAUCGAUGAAUUUACGGCUAACAUCGCAACCAAGUAUAACAAUGUGGUUGCUGAAGUAUUCGUUGUGAAGAACAAAGGGGCAAGUCUGCUGAGUCGUGAUACAGCCACCCAAUUGCAGAUUCUCAAAAUCGAUACAAACAUGUGGAUUGUGAAUGAGAAUAACAAAAUAGGAAAAGUAGCAGGCUUUGAAGUUUCGCUUCAAAUUGACGAUAAAGUGAAGCCAGUUCAACAUACGAAAUGUCAUGUUCCAAUUCCGUUGCAGGAAAAAGUACAAAGUGAGAUAGAUCAUCUGCUCGAACAGGAUAUAAUCGAAACAGCUCCGAGAGAUUCCCCAUGGAUAUCUCGCCUAGUUAUUAGUCCAAAGGCUGGUGAUCCAGUGAGUGUUCGGUUGUGCGUGAACAUGAGAGCCGCUAAUAAAGCUAUCGUUCCACAGCACUACCCACUUCCUACCUUCGAUGACAUUGUACCUCAUUUGCAUAAUUGCAAAUGGUUUUCUAAAAUAGAUUUAACCAAGGCCUUCCAUCAAGUAGUUUUGGCGAAGGAAUGCAGAUUCAUCACUACGUUUGCUACUCACCAGGGAUAUUAUCGUUACAAAAGGUUGACCUUCGGGAUGAAUUGCGCAUCUGAAGUAUUUCAAAGUAUUAUCGAGCGUGUUUUGAAAGGAAUAAAGUGCGUUCGAGUGUUCAUCGACGAUAUAGUCGUGUUUGGCCCUACGAAACAACAACAUGACGACACUCUGCGUGACGUAAUUAACCGUUUGAAGGAGUUUGGACUUACUACCAAUCACAAGAAAUGCGAGCUAGGAAGAUCAGAGGUAGUUUUUAUGGGACAUAUUCUUUCGGCGGACGGAAUCAGGCCAACGUGGAACAAGGUGGACGCGAUAAGGAGACUUCGAGAACUCACUACUGUCGAGGAAGUGCGAAGCUUUCUGGACGCCAGUCCCACUGGUUUAGGAGGUGUACUACUGCAGGAGAAAGACGGCUUGAAACGAGUCAUCUGCUACAUUAGCAAAGGACUUUCGGAUGCUGAGAAGUCAUACGCGCAAAACGAGAAUGAAGCUUUGGCGUUAGUUUGGGCCACGGAACGAUUGCAAAUCUAUUUGAGAGGGAUGGAGUUUUUACUGUUGACAGACCAUGAGCCACUCAAAAUUCAAGCACUGCACUACUUACGAUCGCUUUGGAGAAGCAUCACUUUUGGCAAUGCAUUGACCAUCGAAGAAAUGUCGAAGCAUACCGUCAGCGACCCAAUCCUCGCGGAAGUAAAUGAGGCUCUGCAGACAGGUCGUUGGAAUGAUGCAAUUAAAAAGUUUACUCCUUUUAAAGACGAGUUGUACUGUUGCCGUGAACUGCUACUGAGAGGAGAGCGUUUGAUAGUACCAAAUAGUUUACAAAAACGGGUGCUUCGCCUGGCCCACAUCGGCCAUCCAGGAAUUGAACGGUCAAAGCAACGUUUGCGGUCCAAAGUUUGGUGGCCAACAAUGGAUAGAGACGUAGAGAAAGCGAGAACUACCAGAACUAUUCUUGGACCUCUGCCUUCAGGAGAAUCGCUGUUGGUGAUCAUCGACCCUUACAGCCGUUAUAAAGUCAUCGAAGUGAUGCGACAAACCACAACAUCGGACAUUAUUGCCAGAUUGCGUCCUCUGUUUAUGAGACUAGGAGUUCCUAAAAUACUGUUGACAGAUAAUGCAAGGAAUUUUACCAGCAAUGAAAUGGAAGACUUUUGUGGGGAGUUUGGAUUAACGCUGCGUCACACCACGCCAUAUUGGCCACAAGCCAAUGGUGAGGUCGAGCGUCAGAAUCGAAACAUUCUCAAUAUUCUACGGAUAGCGGAACUCAACCAAUCAGACUGGAAGAAAGACUUGGAAGAAUACAACUACGUGUAUGCAUUGACAUCUCAUCCGGCGACAGGGUAUUCUCCAGCCGAGAUUCUAUUUGGACGAAAAUUCCGCGACUGGAUCCCACAACUCUCUCAUUCAAGUCAAGGCUUAAAUGACGAAGUAAGAGAUAAUGACAGAAGGUACAAAUUCAAGUCCAAAGUGCACUAUGAUGCGGUGAAAAGAACAAAGGAGUCAAAUUUACGUAUUGAUGAUCGUGUGCUUAUGAAGAACCUGAACCCUGCCAAUAAGUUGACGCCAACUUUCCACUCAGAGCCAGCACGUGUGGUACAGAAGCAGGGAAAUUCCAUUGUUGUCGAGACACCUGCAGGGCAGAGAUACCGACGUAAUUCGUCUCACCUGAAGAAGCUGCAAACUCAGGAAUGCACCGAAACUGAUCAUGCGGAGGAAGACGAUGUUGAAGAAACUUUAGAGUGGAGUACACCUUUGAACCAGCAGCGAGAAUCGCCUGGAUCGGAAAGUGGCAAACGUACACCAUCGGUUCCAGAGCCUGAUCUGUCCUCAACGAAGAUGAAACGGCAGAUCAGAAAGCCACUUCGGUUCGACGACUAUGUACUGGAUGAGAUUCAUAAUACGGAGUGA